AAAACAAACAUAAAUUCUUCAUAGCUUUUGCUCCAAUUCGAUCUUUCUUCGCAUAAUGGGAAACUAUGUCUCUUCCGCACUAAGCAAAACGUCGUCGUCUUCUUCUUCAUCAUCGGCGGCGAAAGUGAUUCUCCCGGACGGUGGAGUGCGUCACAUUCACGCGCCGAUGAAAGCCGCCGAGCUUAUGAUGGAGAUUCCAAGCUUCUUCCUCGUCGACGCUAAGUCGUUAAAGAUCGGUCGGAAGUUUUGUCCGUUAGCAGCCGAUGACGACCUUCAAAUCAAAGGCUGCCACGUGUACGUAGCUUUUCCUAUGACGCGUGCCACGUCAGCUGCUAAUGCUUCGGAUUUGGCUCGGUUAUUCGUAGCUGCUAAGAAACAACGCCGCCGCGUGGGAAGUGAUCAUUCUUCCGGCGCUGUGAAACACUGUCAUAAUAACGGAAGGGUUUCGCCGGACGGGGAAGAAGAUGACGUCAAGGUGAUAUCAGCGGGAUCAAAGUUGAAUUUAGAAGAUAUUGAAGAGUUCUCGGCGGCGGAGUUUAUGCAUAGGAUCUCAGUUUCAAAAUCUAAGAAACCAAAGUUAGAAACUAUAGCUGAAGAAUCUUUGUCUUAAACAGAAAAAUGAAAUUUCAUUUUUCAA
Arabidopsis arenosa is the source of this 637-nucleotide messenger RNA. NCBI's taxonomy places the organism in Eukaryota, Viridiplantae, Streptophyta, Magnoliopsida, Brassicales, Brassicaceae. The record is from the annotation of a GenBank genome assembly.